GUGGCCAGUGAUUGCGCGCGCAUUGAGAGAUCGUAUACUAUACUCUAUACAUCCCUCUAUCCACCACCAUGUCCCUCCGCGCCGCCCUCCCUUCGCUCCGCACCGCCCUCCGCGCCCCCCACCCCAGAUCAUUCACCACCUCCACCUCCCGUCUCUCCGAAUCCCUCUUCGUCCACCGAGACACCGACUACAACAACCCCUCCCUCCCAUUCAAAUUCUCCCCGGAAAACCUCGAACGCGCCAACGAGAUUAUCGCCCGCUACCCGCCCCAGUACAAGAAGGCCGCCGUCAUGCCCAUCCUCGAUCUGGGGCAGAGGCAGAAUAAGGGCUGGACGAGUAUCAGUGUGAUGAAUGAGGUUGCGAGGUUGUUGGAGAUGCCCAAGAUGAGAGUUUACGAGGUCGCCACCUUUUACACAAUGUACAACCGCGAACCCGUCGCCCCCAACUUUCUCCAACUCUGCACCACCACCCCCUGCCAACUCGGCGGCUGCGGCUCUUCCGCCAUCCUCAAAACCAUCGAGAACCACCUCGGUAUCCACCCCGGUCAGACUACCCCGGACGGCAAAUUUACGUUUAUCGAAGUGGAAUGUCUUGGUGCUUGCUCCAAUGCCCCUAUGAUGCAAAUCGGCGACGAUUUCUACGAAGACCUCACCCCCGAAUCCACCAUCUCCAUCCUCAACGCCCUCGCCAAGGGCGAAAAGCCCAAAGUCGGGCCCCAAUCAUCCCGCCAAACGUCUGAAAACUCUGCUGGCUUGACUACGCUCCUUUCCAAGGUACGUCCCCCCCUCUGUUUAGUGUCUCUAUUGAUAGAGGGUGGUGCUGACGAAUGUGACGUUUAGCCGUACGGCCCGGGAGAGUUCUGUUCGCCUGAAUUUGCAUAGACGACUUUACACAUUCUCGCUUUUCGAUACGAUACCCGCUCUUUAGGACAUGCACAUUGUGAUAUCUAGACUGGGAAUCGGUGUGAACAAGAGAAUACGGAUUGGGUGUUGGUUUGAGCGGUGGACUUGUGGAAUGAUCUGGGGCUGAGAGUCGUCAAAGGGGAGGGGUAUACGGGGUAUAUGGAUAAUGGUGCUCGGUGUUGGCGGGUGUUUGAGCUUGACCAGCAUCUUAUAUACAUAUACUUACAGGCUUCAUAGACAUCGGCGGCUUGGCACGGAAAGAGCAACAGAAGGGAACGCGUAUGAGCUGUGAUUUUGCAUGAGACGAUGCAUGCUCUUUGCCC
Molecule: messenger RNA, 1225 nt
Organism: Cryptococcus amylolentus CBS 6039
Lineage: Eukaryota; Fungi; Basidiomycota; Tremellomycetes; Tremellales; Cryptococcaceae
Exons: 4
Coding region: 69-839 (256 amino acids)
Molecular function (GO): NADH dehydrogenase activity
Source: RefSeq, a predicted model, not a curated record